AUGGACUGCCGCGGGAUUCGCGUGAAGCGCACCAGCAGCCUCUGGGAGACGAAACCCAUGUACGUGAUGGAUCAGGGCCAGUUCAUCAAUGGCGUGUGCGAGGUUGAGACGGACCUCGAGCCCCUGGCCUUGCUGGACCAACUUCAGGCGAUUGAAAAUGCCAUGGGCCGCCACAAGGUCAUCGACAAGGGACCCCGCAACAUUGAUCUGGACGUCCUGCUGUACGGGGAUCAGAAAGUUGACCACGACAGGCUCAAGGUCCCCCAUAUCGGCAUCCCUGAACGCGAGUUCGUCCUGAGGCCGUUGGCCGAGUUAAUUCCCUCAAGGCCACUUGACUCGUCUAGGCCGUGGAAGCUCGUGCAGGAUUACCUCAACGAGCUGCCGGCACGGGAGCCACUCUCGCCCGUCAUCCCGCUGCGGACCACAUCCCCUGCGCUCACGCCACUGGUACACAACCGCAAGACCCAUGUCAUGGCCAUCCUCAACCUGACGCCAGACUCCUUCUCUGAUGGAGGACGCCACAGCUUGGAGAACCUGUCGGGAACGAUAGUCGACAUUGUCCGUAGCGGGGCCACCAUCAUUGAUGUUGGUGGCCAGUCAACCGCUCCCGGCCGCCCAGAGGUAACGGCUGAAGAGGAGGCGGCUCGAAUCGUCCCUGCCGUCGAGCUCAUCCGAUCCCUGCCCGAGGCGCGUGACAUGGCCAUCAGCGUCGACACCUACCGUGCGCGCGUCGCAGAGAUGGCUGUCGCCAGUGGAGCCGACAUCAUCAAUGAUGUCUCGGCUGGAAUGCUGGACCCGGACAUGCUGCCGACUGCUGCCCGACUGGGCGCGACCAUUUGUUUGAUGCACAUGCGGGGAACACCAAGGUCCAUGGUGGACCUCACCUCAUAUCCGGACGGUCUCAUCCCUACAGUGGCCAAGGAGCUCCUGGACCGCGUUGCUGCCGCCGAGGAAGCAGGUAUCCGGCGGUGGCGGAUGAUUCUUGAUCCUGGCAUUGGUUUCGCCAAGACGGGUGCGCAAAAUCUUGAGCUGCUGCGGAGUCUGGCAGAGCUGAGAUGCUGGCCUGGCCUGGAAGGGUUGCCCUGGCUCGUGGGCGCAAGUCGAAAGUCUUUCGUGGGCAAGGCGACGGGAGUGACAGAGCCGUCUGAGCGGAUUUGGGGAACGGCUGCGACAGUGGCGGCUGCCGUGCAAGGAGGAGCCGACGUGGUCCGCGUGCAUGACGCACGAGAGAUGACCAAGGUGGCGGUCAUGUCGGAUGCCAUCUGGAGAUCUCCCUAG
Purpureocillium lilacinum is the source of this 1278-nucleotide messenger RNA. RefSeq names its product trifunctional dihydropteroate synthetase. Gene Ontology annotation, biological process: tetrahydrofolate biosynthetic process. The record is from RefSeq and is a predicted model, not a curated record. Gene Ontology annotation, molecular function: dihydropteroate synthase activity; 2-amino-4-hydroxy-6-hydroxymethyldihydropteridine diphosphokinase activity. Gene Ontology annotation, cellular component: mitochondrial envelope. NCBI's taxonomy places the organism in Eukaryota, Fungi, Ascomycota, Sordariomycetes, Hypocreales, Ophiocordycipitaceae.